Messenger RNA from Schistocerca gregaria, 4542 nucleotides. RefSeq names its product proline-rich protein 36-like. The record is from RefSeq and is a predicted model, not a curated record. NCBI's taxonomy places the organism in Eukaryota, Metazoa, Arthropoda, Insecta, Orthoptera, Acrididae. Bases 1 to 4542 code for a protein of 1513 amino acids. The transcript has 3 exons.
AUGGAACACCCCACUGUGGGUGAAACUGUGACCUACACUGUUUUAGCAGAGAGGAACCUGAAUAAUAAUAAUCAACUUUUUGACCGCCUCUUCUCACCACUACAGUUACUUUCACAUAGUGACAUUGCCAUAGUACUAGUGCAGUGCAAGUGGGGUAUUACAAAAGCUACUAAUGUGUUCCACACUAAAACUUCAUUACAGUCUCCGACGCGCCAGGCCUGCCACCAUCGCCACCGACCGAGGCAGCACCGCCCGCCACCAACACAUCCCCAGCUGCCGCGCCACCCACCGUCGCCCGCCUCUGUCUCCUACGCGCCAGGCCUGCCGCCAUCGCCAGCGGCCGAGCCAGCGCCGCCCGCCGCCAACACAUCCCCAGCUGCAGCGCCACCCACCGUCGCCCACCGCUGUCUCCAACCCACCAGGUCUGCCGCCAUCGCCACUGGCCGAGCCAGCGCCAUCCGCCGCAACACAUCCCCAGCUGACACGACGCCCACCGUCGCUCACCGCUGUCUCCGACGCACCAGGCCUGCCGCCAUAGCCACUGGCCGAGCCAGCGCCGCCCGCAGCAACACAUCCCCAGCCCUCGCGCCGCCCACCGUCGCCCGCCGCUGUCUCCGACGCGCCAGGCCUGCCGCCAUCGCCACUGGCCGAAACAGCGCAGCCCGCCGCAACACAUCCCCAACUGCUGCGCCGCCCACCGUCGCCCGCCGCUGUCUCCAACGCGCCAGACCUGCCACCAACGCCAGCGGCCGCGCCAGCGCCGCCUGCCGCCAACACAUUCCCAGCUGCCGCGCCGCCCACCGUCGCUCGCCGCUGUGUCCGACGCGCCAGAGCUGCCGGUCUCGCCACUGUCCGAGCCAGCGCCGCCCGCCGCAACACAUCCCCAGCUGCCGCGCCGCCCACCAUCGCCCGCCGCUGUCUCCAACGCGCCAGACCUGCCGCCAUCGCCAGCGGCCGAGACAGCGCCGCCUGUCGGCAACACAUUCCCAGCUGCCGCGCCGCCCACCGUCGCCCGCCGCUGUCUCAAACGCGCCAGACCUGCCGCCAUCGCCACUGGCCGAACCAGCGCCGCCCGCCGCAACACAUCCCCAGCUGCCGGGCGGCCUACCGUCGCCCGCCGCUGUCUCCUACGCGCCAGUCCUGCCGCCAUCGCCAGCGGCCGAGCCAGCGCCGCCCGCCGCCAACACAUCCCCAGCUGCAGCGCCACCCACCGUCGCCCACCGCUGUCUCCAACCCACCAGGUCUGCCGCCAUCGCCACUGGCCGAGCCAGCGCCAUCCGCCGCAACACAUCCCCAGCUGACACGACGCCCACCGUCGCUCACCGCUGUCUCCGACGCACCAGGCCUGCCGCCAUAGCCACUGGCCGAGCCAGCGCCGCCCGCAGCAACACAUCCCCAGCCCUCGCGCCGCUCACCGUCGCCCGCCGCUGUCUCCGACGCGCCAGGCCUGCCGCCAUCGCCACUGGCCGAAACAGCGCAGCCCGCCGCAACACAUCCCCAACUGCUGCGCCGCCCACCGUCGCCCGCCGCUGUCUCCAACGCGCCAGACCUGCCACCAACGCCAGCGGCCGCGCCAGCGCCGCCUGCCGCCAACACAUUCCCAACAGCCGCGCCGCCCACCGUCGCUCGCCGCUGUGUCCGACGCGCCAGAGCUCUGACACGACGCCCACCGUCGCUCACCGCUGUCUCCGACGCACCAGGCCUGCCGCCAUAGCCACUGGCCGAGCCAGCGCCGCCCGCAGCAACACAUCCCCAGCCCUCGCGCCGCUCACCGUCGCCCGCCGCUGUCUCCGACGCGCCAGGCCUGCCGCCAUCGCCACUGGCCGAAACAGCGCAGCCCGCCGCAACACAUCCCCAACUGCUGCGCCGCCCACCGUCGCCCAACGUCUCCAACGCGCCAGACCUGCCACCAACGCCAGCGGCCGCGCCAGCGCCGCCUGCCGCCAACACAUUCCCAACAGCCGCGCCGCCCACCGUCGCUCGCCGCUGUGUCCGACGCGCCAGAGCUGCCGGUCUCGCCACUGUCCGAGCCAGCGCCGCCCGCCGCAACACAUCCCCAGCUGCCGCGCCGCCCACCAUCGCCCGCCGCUGUCUCCAACGCGCCAGACCUGCCGCCAUCGCCAGCGGCCGAGACAGCGCCGCCUGUCGGCAACACAUUCCCAGCUGCCGCGCCGCCCACCGUCGCCCGCUGCUGUCUCCGACGCACUAGGCCUGCCGCCAUCGUCGGCGGCCGAGCCAGCGCCGCCCGCAGCAACACAUCCCCAGCCCUCGCGCCGCCCACCGUCGCCCGCCGCUGUCUCCGACGCGCCAGGCCUGCCGCCAUCGCCACUGGCCGAGCCAGAGCCGCCCGCCGCCAACACAGUCCCAGCUGCCGCGCCGCCAACCGUCGCUCGCCGCUGUCUCCGACACGCCAGACCUGCCGCCAUCGCCUCUGGCCGAGCCAGCGCCGCCCACCGUCGCCCGCCGCUGUCUCCUUCGCAGCAGGCCUGCCGCCAUCGCCAGCGGCCGAGCCAACGCCGCCUGCCGCCAACACAUUCCCAGUUGCCGCGUCGCCCACCGUCGCCCGCCGCUGUCUCCGACGCGCCAGACCUGCCGCCAUCGCCACUGGCCGAGCCAGAACCGCCCGCCGCCAACACAUUCUCAGCUGCCGCGCCGCCCACCGUCGCCCGCCGCUGUCUCCUUCGCAGCAGCCCUGCCGCCAUCGCCAGCGUCCGAGCCAGAGCCGCCCGCCGCCAACACAUUCCCAGUUGCCGCGUCGCCCACCGUCGCCCGCCGCUGUCUCCGACGCGCCAGACCUGCCGCCAUCGCCACUGGCCAAGCCAGAGCCACCCGCCGCCAACACAUUCCCAGCUGCCGCGCCGCCCACCGUCGCUCGCCGCUGUCUCCGACGCGACAGACCUGCCGCCAUCGCCACUGGCCGAGCCAGAGCCGCCCGCCGCCAACACAUUCUCAGCUGCCGCGCCGCCCACCGUCGCUCGCCGCUGUCUCCGACGCGCCAGACCUGCCGCCACCACCACUGGCCGAGCCAGAGCGGCCUGCCGCCAACACAUUCCCAGCUGCCGCGCCGCCCACCGUCGCUCGCCGCUGUCUCCGACGCGCCAGGCCUGCCGCCAUCGCCUCUGGCCGAGCCAGCGCCGCCCACCGUCGCCCGCCGCUGUCUCCUUCGCAGCAGGCCUGCCGCCAUCGCCACUGGCCGAGCCAGAGCCGCCCGCCGCCAACACAGUCCCAGCUGCCGCGCCGCCCACCGUCGCUCGCCGCUGUCUCAAACGCGCCAGACCUGCCGCCAUCGCCACUGGCCGAACCAGCGCCGCCCGCCGCAACACAUCCCCAGCUGCCGGGCGGCCUACCGUCGCCCGCCGCUGUCUCCGACGCACUAGGCCUGCCGCCAUCGUCGGCGGCCGAGCCAGCGCCGCCCGCAGCAACACAUCUCCAGCCCUCGCGCCGCCCACCGUCGCCCCCCGCUGUCCCGACGCGCCAGGCCUGCCGCCAUCGCCACUGGCCGAAACAGCGCCGCCCGCCGCAACACAUCCCCAACUACUGCGCCGCCCACCGUCGCCCGCCGCUGUCUCCAACGAGCCACGCCUGCCGCCAUCGCCGCUGUCCGAAACAGCGCCGCCCGCCGCAACACAUCCCCAGCUGCCGCGCCGCCCACCAUCGCCCGCCGCUGUCUCCGACGCAGCAGGCAUGCCGCCAUCGCAAGCGGCACAGACAGCGCCGCCUGCCGGCAACACAUUCCCAGCUGCCGCGCCGCCCACCGUCGAGCGCCGCUGUCUCCGACGCACUAGGCCUGCCGCCAUCGUCGGCGGCCGAGCCAGCGCCGCCCGCAGCAACACAUCCCCAGCCCUCGCGCCGCCCACCGUCGCCCGCCGCUGUCUCCGACGCACCAGGCCUGCCGCCAUCGCCUCUGGCCGAAACAGCGCCGCCCGCCGCAACACGUACCCAACUGCCGCGUCGCCCACCAUAGCCCGCCGCUGUCUCCGACGCGCCAGACCUGCCGCCAUCGCCACUGGCCGAGCCAGCGCCGCUCGCUGCCAACACAUCCGCAGCUGCCGCGCCGCCCACUGUCGCCCGCCGCUGUCUCCGACGCCCCAGGCCUGCCGCCAUCGCCUCUGGCCGAGCCAGCGCCGCCCACCGUCGCCCGCCGCUGUCUCCUUCGCAGCAGGCCUGCCGCCAUCGCCACUAGCCGAGCCAGAGCCGCCCGCCGCCAACACAGUCCCAGCUGCCGCGCCGCACACCGUCGCUCGUCGCUAUCUCCGACACGCCAGACCUGCCGCCAUCGCCUCUGGCCGAGCCAGCGCCGCCCACCGUCGCCCGCCGCUGUCUCCUUCGCAGCAGGCCUGCCGUCAUCGCCAGCGGCCGAGCCAACGCCGCCUGCCGCCAACGCAUUCCCAGUUGCCGCGUCGCCCACCGUCGCCUGCCGCUGUCUCCUUCGCAGCAGCCCUGCCGCCAUCGCCAGCGUCCGAGCCAGAGCCGCCCGCCGCCAACACAUUCCCAGUUGCCGCGUCGCCCACCGUCGCCCGCCGCUGUCUCCGACGCGCCUGA